UUCAACCUUCAACAAGACAAAAAAACCCACAUCACCCACCAAAGCCCUCUCUCCGCGUACCAGGUAUGUCUGGAUUGAAUUUGCGGCCCCCGGAUUGAAAUAUGCACUCGAAAAUCGUUAAUUCCUGGAUGUUUACGGGAGUUAUGGCGUUUUUUCGUGGGCAUCUCUCAGUCUCGAAUUCGAGCGACCAGAUGAUCCCAUAGUGCGAGACGCUGACCAUCGAUUCUACGACUAUUCUAGGCUCGUCCGAAUCGCAAAAAUGGCUGACCCUCGUGUUGAAGAAGUCCCCGAUGAGGAGGUCCCCAAGACCAACGUCGAAGAUGCCGGCAGCAGCUCUGAGUCUGAGGCUGGAGAGGAGCCCACCAUCCCCGGCGGUGCCGCUGUCACCAUCCACUCCCGUAACGAGAAGAAGGCCCGUAAGGCCAUUGGCAAGCUCGGCCUGAAGCACGUCCCGGGUAUCACUCGUGUCACCCUCCGCAGACCUAAGAACAUUCUCUUCGUUGUCAACCAGCCCGACGUCUACCGUUCCCCCUCCAGCAACACCUGGAUCAUCUUCGGUGAGGCCAAGAUCGAGGACCUGAACUCCCAGGCCCAGGCCAACGCUGCCCAGCAGCUCGCUGCCGCUGAGGCCGCUGGUGACCACGCCGGUCACGACCACGAGCACGAGCCCCUCGGCAAGGCCAAGGCCCCCGAGACUGAGGCUAAGAAGGAGGAGGAAGAGGAUGAUGGAGAGGAGGUUGACGAGACCGGCCUCGAGGCUAAGGACAUUGACCUGGUCGUGGCCCAGGCCAAUGUUUCUCGCAAGAAGGCCGUCAAGGCCCUUAAGGAGAACGACAACGAUAUCGUGAACUCCAUCAUGGCCCUCAGCAUAUGAAAUCCUGCACGACUUGAAGCACACUCUGCCAGUGGCUGAUUUUCCCUAGCCCUGCUGGCAGGAUGGACUUUGGGUGCAAGGUCAAGUUCUGCCAGGCCCCCAUAGUGUAAAUCAGUUAGUCAAAAAGCAGAAUUGAACGAUCUAAUUCAAACCUUUUGGCUUGUGGGACAUAUUUACAACAUGGCCCUUGUGUAGUAAAUUUUGCGCGGUAACACACGUUGAAAUAUUCAGAAUAAAUUUAAUUUGAAUUUAU
Aspergillus wentii DTO 134E9 is the source of this 1127-nucleotide messenger RNA. RefSeq names its product nascent polypeptide-associated complex subunit alpha. The record is from RefSeq and is a predicted model, not a curated record. Bases 260 to 874 code for a protein of 204 amino acids. Gene Ontology annotation, biological process: protein targeting to membrane. NCBI's taxonomy places the organism in Eukaryota, Fungi, Ascomycota, Eurotiomycetes, Eurotiales, Aspergillaceae. The transcript has 3 exons. Gene Ontology annotation, cellular component: cytoplasm; nascent polypeptide-associated complex.